GUCGCGACAGCGCUAGAGGUGGCGUUCUGCAUAGACUGCUUUGCAUUCUACGGCGGUAGUGCAACGCGCCACGCAAGGGCUUUUGUUGAAAGACAGGGAAAGUGGCUUAGCUGCGGCUUAUAUAUUCUGGUAUGACGCUGUAGAAGGAGACCGGUCCGGUGUCAGCUCGCGUUUUCUGCGACCCGUCCACAACACGCACGACAAGUUCGCGGAAAUCUUUGAACUUCUGGUGGAACGAAAAUAUGUCGGUCGUGAUGUCAUCAAUACGCCCGCUCCUGUUGUUCGUCCUGCUUCCCCUGGUCUCUGCCAUGCUCUCUGAGCAUUCUGACUGUGUGAUUAAGAGGGAGCAGGAGAAAUGCAUGGAGAAGAUCGCCCUCGAGGAGCCCUCAGAAGACCUGGAGUACAGGUGCCCCUGGAUGUGGGAUAAUCUCACGUGUUGGCAGUCUGCAGCUGUGGGAGAGGUGGUGGUGGUCAGCUGCCCAGAGCUGUUUGAGUUCAUGAGCCCCGAUGAUGAGUUGGGGAAGGUCAGUAGAAACUGCACAGAGGAGGGCUGGUCUGAGGCUUUUCCCCACUACUUUGAUGCCUGUCUGUUCGACGACAACGCAACCAAGCCUGACAUGUACUAUGCAUCAGUCAAAGCCCUGUACACCGUGGGCUACAGCACCUCCCUGGUGUCCCUGACGACGGCAAUGGUCAUCCUCUGCAGAUUCAGGAAACUUCACUGCACCCGGAACUUCAUCCACAUGAACCUGUUUGUGUCCUUCAUCCUGAGAGCCAUCUCAGUCUUCAUCAAGGACGGGGUUCUGUACGCCGAGGAGGACAGCAACCACUGCUUCGUGCACACGGUGGCAUGUAAGGCGGUGAUGGUGUUCUUCCACUACUGCGUCAUGUCCAACUACUUCUGGCUGUUCAUCGAGGGGCUGUACCUCUUCACCCUGCUGGUGGAGACCUUCUUCCCAGAAAGGCGAUACUUCUACUGGUACACCAUCAUCGGAUGGGGGACGCCCACGGUCUGUGUGUCCAUCUGGGCUGUUCUGAGGCUUCACUUUGAUGACUCAGGGUGCUGGGACAUGAAUGACAACACUGCCCUCUGGUGGGUGAUCAAGGGACCUGUGGUGGCCUCUAUAAUGAUAAACUUUGUCCUUUUCAUCGGGAUCAUCAUCAUCCUGGUGCAGAAGCUGCAGUCGCCCGACAUCGGAGGCAACGAGUCCAGCAUCUACUUUUGUGUACAGAAAUGCUUCUGUGAGCCAAGGCAGGGAGAGCACCACCCCUGCAAGAUGUCAGAGCUGUCCAUCAUAACACUGAGGCUGGCCCGCUCCACGCUGCUGCUCAUCCCGCUGUUCGGGAUCCACUACACCGUCUUCGCCUUCUCCCCCGAGGACGUGAGCAAGAGGGAGAGGCUGGUGUUCGAGCUGGGCCUGGGAUCCUUCCAGGGGUUUGUCGUGGCGGUCCUGUACUGCUUCCUCAAUGGAGAGUUUCUCCCUAAAGGUGCAGUCGGAGAUAAAGAGGAAAUGGCGGAGCUGGACUGUCAACCGGUACUUUGCGGUGGACCUGAAGCACCGCCACCCGUCCCUGGCCAGCAGUGGGGUGAACGGGGGGACGCAGCUGUCCAUACUCAGCAAGAGCAGCUCGCAAGUCCGUAUGUCCGGCCUGCAGGCCGAGAGCCUGAACCUGAAUCUGCCGUCCUGAGUGUGUGAACGCCUGGGUCUCCUACUGCUCUGCCCCCCGAACAACAACAACAACAACAACCACAACAACAACCUGAACCUGAAUCUGCCCCCCUAACAACAACAACAACAACCACAACAAAAACCUGAACCUGAAUCUACCCUCCUGAGUGUGUGAACUCCUGGGUCUGCCCUCUUAACAACAACAACAACAACAACAACAACCAGAACCUGAACCUGAAUCUGCCCCCCUAACAACAACAACCACAACAACCACAACCUGAACAUGAACCUGAAUCUGCCGCCCUCCUAAGAACAACAAGAACCACAACAACAACCUGAACCUGAAUCUGCCCCCCUAACAACCACAACAACAACCUGAACCUGAACCAGAACCUGAAUCUGCCCUCCCGAGUGUGUGAACGCCUGGGUCUCCUACUGCUCUGCCCCCUGAACAAAAACAACAACAACCACAACAAAAACCUGAACCUGAACCUGAAUCUGCCCUCCUAACAACAACAACCACAACAACCACAACAACAACCUGAACCUGAACCAGAACCUGAAUCUGCCCCCUUGAGUGUGUGAACGCCUGGGUCUCCUACUGCUCUGCCCUCCUAACAACAACAACAACAACAACAACAACAACAACCAGAACCAGAACCUGACCAAAACUCCUGUACAGGAGUGCCCAACAUCUUGCCCUCAUAGAACCUCUGGCAUAGGGGACACAUGAGACAAAUUACUUAAAAAAUAAAUGAAAAACCAACGGAGCAACUUGAUGGCUCAGAUAUUGUUCCUGUACAUACCAUGCCGUGCUGUAUAUUUUGUCCUGAAUUUUAUGGGGAAUAAGAAAACAAAAAAAAGUUCCUGGUCAGGUUGCUGCUUUCAUGUGUUCUUGAGUUGAGGCUGUAGAAAGUGCAUUUAAAAAAAAAAGCUUUUCUGUCUUGUUAUUUUUGCCCAGCUCAAGCAUCACCUUGCUGUCAGAUUGUAAUGGGCAGCCAGCAUCUUCUGCAAGCUCUGUCUGAGGAAGGAGAAACCGCUUCUUCUGUUUGGGUCAGGGGACAGCUGUUGGCAGAUACCGUGGACCAGACGCAAUGUUACUUGCAGUACUGGGGACAUGUUUGAAAGACAAGAAAUUUAGACUAUGUGACAAUCAUGAACCUGAAACCCCUGUUUGCCAACAACCAGUGAAAAUAUUCACAUUCCUUAUGUUUGUGAAACAUUAUUAAAAUACACACAAUUUAAAGGUAGCCUACAACUAUGAUUCUAGAGCUGAGCGUAAUAUUUGUCGACGCUAAAGCAUUUGCGACCAUUCCGUUCAUUUGUAGUUUAAUCGGGUGUUGUUAUGUCCCUGAUGUAUUUGGAAACAUCUUCAAUGAGCAAAUGAAAUGGCAUUCAGGCCUGUGUAAGCUUUUGUCUUUUACUAUUGUAAACUUUAUAGUUUUAGACAGCCGAUAGUACAAAAUAUGUCAAAUAUGAAAAAACCUCAUGGAAGAUUUAUUACUCGCAUAACUCAUUAUUAUUAUUAUUAUUAUUAUUAUUAUUAUUAUUAUUAUUAUUAUUGCUGGAAUGUAUUAUGCAUUUCCAUACAAUUAUUGUGAUGCUCUGAGUUGUAAAUGAAAAUGUAAGUAUAUAUAUAUACAUAUACUGGAGUCCAAAUCUGUAGAGUCCAACAUUGGAAGCAAACUUUUGAAAAUGCUCUCAUUUAUGUAUAUGAAUAAAUGUAUUAAGAUGUA
Molecule: messenger RNA, 3406 nt
Organism: Conger conger (European conger)
Lineage: Eukaryota; Metazoa; Chordata; Actinopteri; Anguilliformes; Congridae
Product: pituitary adenylate cyclase-activating polypeptide type I receptor-like
Exons: 15
Coding region: 243-1697 (484 amino acids)
Biological process (GO): adenylate cyclase-modulating G protein-coupled receptor signaling pathway; cell surface receptor signaling pathway
Cellular component (GO): neuron projection; plasma membrane
Molecular function (GO): vasoactive intestinal polypeptide receptor activity; G protein-coupled peptide receptor activity; peptide hormone binding
Source: RefSeq, a predicted model, not a curated record